Molecule: messenger RNA, 3689 nt
Organism: Periconia digitata
Lineage: Eukaryota; Fungi; Ascomycota; Dothideomycetes; Pleosporales; Periconiaceae
Source: the annotation of a GenBank genome assembly
ACCUGCGUCAUUGCAGCAACGCAUUGUCUUUAUAAGAAGUCCUUGUGUACUUCAGAAGAGUACCUUUGUAGAUUUUCGGCGAAUAUGCGGACUUUUGCUGUAACGCUGGCUUUGACCACGGUGCUGGUGGCUACAGCGCAAGACUUCUCGCCACCAAAUUCGAAAGACAUUCAUUCGCGACUAUGGUAUUCUGCUCCAGGUGUAUCGACCGUAUGGCACGAGCACUUGCCCAUUGGCAAUGGUCGACUUGGGGGAAUGGUGAGAGGCGGAAUACCUGCUGACAUGGUAUACAUUAACGAGGAUUCAUUCUGGAGUGGUGGACCGAUGAAUCGUGUAAAUCCCAGCGCGCAAGAUUCGCUCGGUCGUAUUAGACCAUGGCUGCUACAGGGCGCCAUUCCCGAUGCCACUUUCGAAGCCGAUCUUGGAAUCUCGGGCGUACCCUCGUCAAUGCGUCAAUACAUGCCGGGUGGAGACUUCCAGAUUGUAUUUCAAGAACAGACUGGGAAUGCGACCGACUAUGAACGCUGGCUGGAUCUUUCCGAUGGAACUGCUGGCGCCUACUAUAAUCUUGGUGGAACUACAUAUAAACGCGAAUAUCUUGCGAGUAACCCGGAUGAUGUGCUUGCGAUUCACCUCACUGCUUCCGAGGCCGGUGCGCUUAGUUUCUACAUCAAAUUUCAGCGACCGACCUCUGGUCAGAACCGUUGGGCGGAGGCUUCGUAUGCGGAGAAUGGUGAUACAAUAAUCACAAAACUUCAAGAAAACAGCAUCGUGGCGUAUUUCGCAGCGAAGGUCAAAAUCUCCGGAGGCAAGAUGCGGCAGGUUGGCGACCAAAUUCAAGUCUCUGGAUCUGAUGAAGCCUGGAUAUACGCAAACAUGGAAACAACAGUGAGACAUGAAAACCCGCUUGAAGUUGCAGUUGGAAAGGUUGAGGCCGCGGCUUCAAGUUCCUACUUAACCUUGCGUGAACGCCAUGUUUCAGAUCAUGCUGGCUUGUUCAACCGCACUUCACUGUCCAUGGGCAAUUCGACGGACGCACAGAGAAGUAAAGACACCGGCGCCCGUCGUCGCGCUCUCUCCGAUGGUUCGUUUGAUCCUGAACUGCUGUCCCUGUUCUUCCAAUAUGGCCGAUAUCUCCUCAUUGCAUCUUCUCGUCCCGGCUCAUUCCCUCCCAACUUGCAAGGUAUCUGGAAUUCUGCACUUGAUCCGGCAUGGGGUUCCAAAUUCACCAUAAAUAUCAAUUUACAAAUGAAUUAUUGGCCCUCCGAGGUUGGCAACCUGCAUGAGCUUACCGAGCCUCUAUUUGAUCUAAUUGCGAAGCUCUAUGAAUCCGGAAAGGUAACAGCUAAGAAAAUGUACAAUGCCAGAGGUUGGGUUGCCCAUCAUAACACAGAUAUCUGGGGCGAUACAGCCCCCCAAGACAUCUAUGCAGCAAGUGCGUACUGGCCCAUGGGGCAUGUCUGGCUUCUACAGCACGUAUUCGAGCAUUAUCAGUACACUGGCGACAAACAUUCCUUGAAACCCCUCUCCAUCGGCCCUACAAUGGAUAAUUCGCUGUUACGCGAACUAUUUGACAACAUCCUGAAAGCUGCGCGAGUCUUGGGGAAGAACGACAACAGCACACUCCUCCAAGACAUACAAAACACAAAAGAACGACUUCCUCCCCUUCAAGUCUCACCCCGCACAGGAUCACUUAUGGAAUGGAUCGAAGACUACGAGGAAUCUGAGCCUGGUCAUCGCCAUUUCUCGCCCCUCUAUGGUCUCUUUCCAGGCUCAGAAAUCACGCCGCAAGACCCCAAGAUAUGGAACGCAUCCAUCGCCCUCAUCAAGCGAAGAGUUGACUCUGGCUCCGGCAACAAUGGCUGGUCUCGCUCGUGGCUCGCAGCCCUCUAUGCGCGCCUCCACUCCGGCGCACAAACCCAGUCCUCUCUUUCCACUCUCCUUUCAGAAUACACCUACAACUCGCUCCUUGGCACCGGCCCGCCCGCACCCUUCCAAAUCGAUGGCAAUUUUGGUGGUUGCGCGGCCAUCGCUGAGUCGCUGCUGCAAUCGCACAACGGCGUGCUUAACGUCCUUCCCGCGCGUCUCCCUGGAAGUGAAGCAGGCGCAUUCGAAGGAUUAGUCGGUCGUGGGGGAUUUGAGGUUAGUGCAAGGUGGAGUGAAGGUAAGGUCGAGUGGGCUAGAGUGUUGAGUAGGGUUGGGGGAGCGCUGAAUGUUACGUUUGGGACUGGUGGGGUUUUCAAAGUUGCCAAUGGCGGUGGCAGUGGAAACGGGACGUCUAUACCCUCUUUUGGAGGAGGUAAUGGAACAAUUUUUGAGGGCUUGUCGUAUGUGGCGGUCAAUACGACGGCGGGUGGGGUGUUCAUGGAUACCAACGAUAUCGUUCACACGCUACCUGACGGCCAAACUGUUUGUCGCGACCACCAUCUUGCCCUGUGUGAAAAAUGCAAACUCGACUUCACCCUCGUGAACAGGGUCAUGGCGAUGAAAGUGGACCACGAGAAUAAGCGAGCGGCAUUCCUGUCUGAUAUACAAAGCAUGCGUGAUGAUAUCUUCAAAUCUAAGAAUGCUCCUGAGAAGCAUACCGAGCACCAUCCCAGAUCCAAGUGUGGAACUGGCAAGAUCAUACCCACCUUAUUCACACAACCGACACCCGAUACCCAUCCUUCGGACCUUUUCGCCGCGGAUACAACUAAUCCAUCAGCGAUUCGCUUUGUAAACCGCAAGAAUUCAGCCCAAGGCAUGGUCUUCGUUAGCGGCGUUUGUCUCGACGAAGGACAAGCUGAUUCUCGUGCAGGCUGGGGAAUUAUUGUGGAUCCUUGUGAACUUGUCGCGGAUUCAUCUCCCAGGGGAGUCAAUGGCCGUCUGGAGGAGGAAGGCCCAUUUGGAGACAAAGCCCCACAGACUGGAAGCAGGGCAGAGCUUCGUGCUGUUUUAGGCGCGCUUCAUUAUUGUGACUGGUUCAGUGAAGGACUCACAUCGAUGGUAUUGGCCAUUGAUUCUGAAACUGUCGUCAAGGGCGCUACUGAGUGGAUCAAGAAAUGGGUCAAGACAGGCUGGAAAACAUCCAAUCGAACGCCAGUCAAGAACAAGGAUCUAUGGGAAGCGCUGCUGGGCCAGAUCGAGACGGAGGCAGAAAAGGGCUUGGAGGUUCAUUUCUGGCGGAUCGACCGUACAUUCAACGUUGGCGCCCAAGAGUUGGCGAAGAAAGGUGCUAUGCUCCCAGCUGUUAAGGAGUAUACACCUCACAACUCUGCCGAGCUAUAGGCACCAUAUAACUUGGAGAUACUUUCAAGCCGGAUUAUCAUGCGCAUAGUAUUAUUCGACGCACCUCGCGAAUUUAUCGUUUCUGCUUUGAGCUGGGGAUCAGACGUGGGUAUACCGAGAUACGAUCUUGUGGUCUCGACUAGUCAAGUGAUCGCAUCACCAUUCACAACCUAGUGUGAUUGAUGUGCCCGUCACACAAGAUCAAUCGACAUUCUGUACGCAUCGUUAGAUCAGACCAACUUUCUUGAUAGGGAAUAGGUCGGGUCUGUCUAUGCUUGCUUUUCUUUCAUGAAUUGGAGACCUUUCCCAAAUGCAUUGUGACUGAAGCUCAUGAGAGGCUACGCGAAUGUACAAAAUUAAUCGAGAGAUAUUUCGUUGUUUGGAAGAGAAGAUUUUCGGGUAUUUGACAUGCGCUGACGGCU